Symbiodinium natans is the source of this 1296-nucleotide messenger RNA. The record is from the annotation of a GenBank genome assembly. NCBI's taxonomy places the organism in Eukaryota, Dinophyceae, Suessiales, Symbiodiniaceae.
AUGCGCUGCUGGACCUUGGCGUCGACUGCGACGGAGCGGCUGGCGGUGUCUGUGCCCAUGCCCCGUGCCUCAGCGCUGUUCCCUCGCCCAGCUGGGCAAGGUACAGCAAAUCCAGCUCGGCAAACGCCAUGGAUGGCAGGUGUAGCUGCAGGAGCAGGUGCUGUCGGUGUCAUGGCAUCAAGAUCCAGGACAACACAAGCUCAGUCCAGUUGCCAAGGAGGUGAUGCUGAUCUAUCACAACUGCCAUUCUUGUAUGGAACUGCUUGGAAAGAAGCCGCAACGACUGACUUGGUGGUGAAGGCGGUGAGGGCGGGAUUUCGUGGAAUCGACACGGCCUGCCAGCCGAAGCACUAUCGCGAGGAUCUAGUAGGGGCCGCAUUGGCCAAGCUUGCUGCAGAAGAGCAGCUUCCGCGCGAGGCUUUGUGGAUCCAGACCAAGUUCACACCUUUGCGAGGACAGGACCCGAAUCGAGUGCCGUAUGAUAGCAAGGCGCCCCUGGCUGCUCAAGUGGAGCAGUCCAUCCAAAAAUCCUUGCAGAACCUCGGCACCACCUACAUCGACUCGCUGGUGAUGCACUCGCCCAUGCCGUCGCUGGAGGAGAACCUUGAGGUGUGGCGUGUGUUCGAACAAGCUGCAGAACAAGGUCAAGUCCGCCAACUGGGCAUAAGCAAUUGCUACGACCCACGUACUUUCCGUCGAAUCUACGACAACGUGAGGAUCAAGCCCAGAGUGUUGCAGAAUCGCUUUUACGUGGAUUCUGGCUACGACUUGGAGCUUCGCCAAUUCUGCCGAGAACAAGGCAUCACGUACCAAACAUUUUGGACGCUAACCGCGAAUCCACAUGUGCUGGCAUCGCCCCCGGUGCAGUCGGCAGCGCAGCGCUUGCGCGCCACGCCUGCGCAGAUUCUCUUCAGAUGGCUGAUCCAGUCAGGACACCAGCCGCUAACAGGAACUAAGAGUUCUGAGCACAUGCAGCAAGACUUGGAGGUUAUGAGCCUUCCGCUGACAGAUGGCGAGAUGCGAACUAUCGGCGACAUGUUUGCCCCUGGCGUGCCGCACCCGAUCUUCUUGAAGUGGUCUCAAGAUCCGAGGGCUGAGGUGAGUACCUUGCACUCCACGGCCUUCCGAAAUUUCUUGGUUUUCGCCGCUUCAAACCUGCUCUUCGACAUCAUGGCUGUUGCGCUGGCAAGUGCCAGGUACGCCUUCUUGGGCAGGAGUCGGGGCUACGGUGAGAUUCUGAAUGAGGCGCCAGCGCUGCCGAAAGAUCUCGCAGCCCACGCGUACUCAGCACCGUGA